AUGCGUCCGUUCCAAAGAUUUUCUAGUAUUUCGCUGCUACUUUGUCUUCUUAUAGUAUGUCAAAUUGUUCAUCACAGUCAUGGUCAGUUCAUCGACGAUUCAGAAACCGAUCCAGAUGAUGAAGAGGAUGAAAGUGUCGAGGAUGAGACGCCGGAAGAGAAAGCAGCACGUAAAAACAUACAGGAGGAUUCCAAUCUAACUGUGGAUAAAUUAAUUGCCAAAUAUGGCUAUCCGGCGGAAGUUCACUAUGUCACCACUGAAGAUGGAUAUAUACUAACUAUGCACCGCAUCCGCCGACAAGGCGCUCAACCAUUCCUCUUACAACACGGACUUGUUGAUAGCUCAGCUGGUUACGUUAUAAUGGGGCCGAAUAUCAGUUUAGCUUAUCUUCUUGCAGAUUAUAAGUACGAUGUAUGGCUCGGAAACGCCCGGGGUAAUCGCUACUCUCGAAAUCAUACAAAGCUUGAUCCAGAUGGUAAAAAAUUCUGGGACUUCAGUUGGCAUGAGAUUGGCAUAUACGAUCUGCCCGCAAUGAUCGAUUAUGUAUUAAAAACUACUGGGUUCAAAAGAAUACAAUAUGCGGGUCACUCUCAAGGUUGCACUGCGUUCUUCGUAAUGUGUUCGCGACGCCCAGAGUAUAAUAAAAAAGUGAUUAUGAUGCAAGCAAUGGCACCUGCGGUGUAUGCCUCGGAGACAGAGGAGCACCCAUAUAUCCGUGCCAUUAAUUUAUAUUUCCGCAGCUUGGUUGGUAGCUCAGUUACGGAAAUGUUUAAUGGAGAGUUUCGAUUUCUCUGCCGCAUGACUGAGGAAACAGAACGACUGUGCAUUGAGGCGGUAUUUGGAAUAGUGGGACGAAAUUGGAACGAAUUUAAUAGGAAAAUGUUUCCAGUUAUUUUGGGUCACUACCCCGCCGGUGUUGCGGCUAAACAAGUAAAACAUUUCAUACAAAUCAUCAAAUAUGGACGUUUUGCACCUUACAGUUACAGUAGUAACAAAAAUUUAGCACUAUAUAAAGAACACAUACCACCGCGUUAUAACCUCUCUCUGGUAACAGUUCCUACCUAUGUCUAUUAUUCAAGUAACGAUUUACUUUGCCACCCCAGCGAUGUCGAGGCAAUGUAUAAGGACCUGGGUAAUCCAAAAGGAAAAUACUUGAUACCAAUGGAAGAGUUCAAUCAUAUGGAUUUCCUGUGGGCAAUGAACGUGAGGAAACUGGUUUAUGCACGCAUGUUACGAGUACUGGGAAAAAUAACGGACCACAAAAAGGGUAAUAGCACCAAUAGUCUUGCAAAUAAGAAUGUCCCACAAAACCGGAGGCGGAGAAGAUGA
Messenger RNA from Bactrocera tryoni, 1329 nucleotides. Its product is annotated as lipase 1. The transcript has 6 exons. Lineage: Eukaryota; Metazoa; Arthropoda; Insecta; Diptera; Tephritidae. Gene Ontology annotation, molecular function: hydrolase activity, acting on ester bonds. The record is from RefSeq and is a predicted model, not a curated record. The coding region runs from base 1 to 1329 and encodes 442 amino acids. Gene Ontology annotation, biological process: lipid metabolic process.